GUAAUGCAUGUUACGGAAAUUACUGGAGGACGGUCUGACCUUGGCUGGAUUUUCUAAGUCUCUGACACCCAGUUUAUUCUUUUUAUUUCCUUUUCAAAACGGUGAUACGUCCCUUGUUUUUGUUUUGUUGGGUUUUGUCGGGUUUUUGCAAUGUAUGUCUGUCUCCUCCCGGUCCUCGCCCUGCUGUUGUACAGUACAGGAGGGGCCGUGGAGGAUAGUGCACCACAGAAGAUCGUCGCCUUUGCUGGAAAAAGGAUCACUCUGCCCUGCCACAUCAACGCCAGCAAUGACCUGCCUACACUGGAGUGGUCCAAGGAAGGUCCGGGUGAUAACAUCGCCUUCCUGUACCGCGACGGCUGUGAGACCCAUGAGAUGAAGAGUCAGGACUUCCAGCACAGGACAAACCUCUUCAUUAAUGAACUGACUAACGGAAAUAUCUCGCUAAUGAUUUCCGAUGUGCAGCUCUCUGAUGCAGGAAGAUACACAUGCACGAUCGUGCGCCACAAGACGCCCAUGAAGGUCGUUCAAUGGGAGCUCGUUGUGGUUGCGGUUUCUGAGCCAAAACUCUCAGUUGUUCCACCUGUGGACGAUGGAGUGACUCUGCAGUGUGAAGCCAACUGCUGGUUCCCGGAGCCUGAGAUAACGUUUCUUGACAAUCAGGGAAACGACAUCAGCGCCGAAAACUCAUAUACUGAUCGAGACUCCAGCGGAUGUUUCAACGCCAAGAGGAGCUUGACUCUGCAGACUCAUACCAAGAGGAUCGUCUGCAGAGUUCAGCAGCCCGAGACAAACGAGACGAGGCUCGCAGAGAUUUACCUUCCAAAUGAGCCCACGAUGUCCUGCACUGUACCCAUAAGCAUUGCUGCUGCAGUACCCGUAGUGCUAUGUGCAAUACUUCUAGUCUGCAUAUGCAGGAAAUGGGGCAACUCUGCAGAGGGACAGAAGUCACCAGUGACCAGGCAGUCAUCUGACCAAAGUGAAACAAGUAGCACAUUCACAGCAGAGGGACAGAAGUCACCAGUGACCAGGCAGUCAUCUGACCAAAGUGAAACAAGUAGCACUGCAGGUUUCGUCCAAGGCAACCAGGCUGCCAUCAUCUGCAACGCCACCGCUGAGCAUCAGAGAACAAAUGAGGAGCUAAUGGUGAAGCUCCGUGAGAAAGAAGAAACCAUCCAGCAACUAACUGAAGAGCUGAAUGACCUCAGAUCCAAGUGGAGUCCUGUCGUGGUCCAGCAUGGCCGGCCCACGAUUGGCAGUAGUCCUUCCAAAUCCCCACCAGACAUUUCAAAACCCAAUAACCUUCUCCGACACCACAUUCUCCAGAGAAGCAAUCCAACACCAGAGGCCUCAACCAACAGCAACAGGCCCAAGUCUGGCAACUUGCCCCAGAACAAAGAUUCAAAACCUGGCAUCUUGAGUCAAAAUCCAGCACCCAACCCCCUGAUCCGAAACGUCAGGCACAACCACAGCUGUCCCGCUCUGUUGACAGAUAACGGUGCUGUGCCGCCCGUUUCUCCUUUAGCCGGCCCUUCAGAGCAAAGCAUCGUUGCCCGUUCGAUGAGCUUGUCCGAGCGUCAGCCUCGUCCAAACAGCGCCAGGCCCCAGCGUAGACACACCACCACAAUCCCCGUUUAUAACCGCUUCACUAUCUUGGAAAAUUUACCUGAAGAUUCUGUGCCGUUGCUUUGAUGAGAGCCGAGCAGGAACUAAAACAGAGCUGAACGACUCUCAGCUGUCAGAUGGGUGGAAGUUUGGGUGGGUUUUGUACUAAUUGUUGUAAAUACUGAUGUUUACAGACUGCCUGGUAGCCAUAGUAACUAAUCAGAAGUUGGCAGCAAAAGUUUCAGACAACUUCGUAAACUUAAGCAGCAGGGGAAUAUAUCUUUUGGAUGAACUUGCUUUUUUAAACCAAUCUUAUAAUACCAGUUAAACAUUGUUGUCUAUAUGAAAGUGAGCUUUUCUUAAGUCGCAACAGGGUGAAAAAUUACUUCUUUUCUACUUUAUUUUUCCAGCAUUAACGUGUUUUAAUACCUGUUGAAAUAAGCUUUACAAGCGGCAUUUUACUAUUCUUACCAAAUAUGAAAUGGAUCCAGGUUUCUGGAGCCACAUUCAUCAAGACUCUAAUGCAAAGAGUUGCUCUUAGUGACAAGAUUCUAAGAAAAUUCUGAGAAUGGUGUAGAAUUUCCCGUUAGAAUUCAGACUAGAUCCUGAUAGAGAUAAAAGUUAUUCACAAAGUGUCUUAGUCCUUUAGAGAGCUCCUAUGAUGGAGAAAUAUUCUCCAAACUCUGAAUGACUGAGUUAGUGAAACGCUACAGAUUAUAUGGUACAGGGAUGACGUUUGUGCUCGAUCUCAGUCUCCCACCCAACACAGUAACGCUAUAGCGCCCAAAAAAGAAAGUGCUCAUAACAGCAAGAUACUUGGAACAACUGGAUAAAUGCAGCAGUGAUGACUUGGAUCUGUUGCCUUCCCCAGCAGAGUGAUUGCACAAACAAUUACAGCACUUUCACAGCCACAUAUCGAGAUGCAGUUCAUCUCAUGUCCACUAGAUGUCUCUGCCGUAGAGAGAGAGAGAGCUGUUUAUGGAAGAGUUGUGUUAAUUAUCACAACGACUUGUAUAAACUGGCCAACAAUUAUGGACACUGAUAAAAGCUGAGCCAUUUUUACUCAUUACUUAGUACGUAAAACAGUAUUAAUAAUUACACUAUGUCUUAAUAGGUAUUGAUGUCGUUCUCCAUUCUCACUAAGAAUGCCUUUUUAUUAACCAACCGUAGCUUUUAAAAGUAUGCAUCACACCUAGCAUUAUGGGUCGACUACACCUCCUCUCUCAGGUAAAAGUUUGGGUCCGUUUUUUGCUCAGAGUCACUCUGAGAGUAUUCCCAGACCACUCCUGAGCGAGGAAUCCUCGCUAGAGAUGAUUAGGCUAAGCUAGGAGCUCUCUGAGAGGACUCUCAUUAUGUAUGUGAAUACAGCCUCUGGUCUUUGUUUACGUAAUAAAGACAUUUUGUGAUGUUGUGCAUUUUUAUACAUAUUCUUUCUGUUAAGUUACCUUUAUUUCAAAAACUUUUGCACUUUUCACUCAUCUAUUACAGCACUUAGUAUUUAGUACUAUUAGUGUAUAUAGUAGCCUAUUUGAUAUGGGGGGGGGGUCACUACCAUUUUGCAUGUUUUUGAAGCUCCUUUUCUGUAUAUCCUCUGUGAAAUAAAGAGCGACCUCUGGUGAUCACA
This is a messenger RNA of Chelmon rostratus (copperband butterflyfish), 3226 nucleotides long. RefSeq names its product butyrophilin subfamily 2 member A2-like. NCBI's taxonomy places the organism in Eukaryota, Metazoa, Chordata, Actinopteri, Chaetodontiformes, Chaetodontidae. The record is from RefSeq and is a predicted model, not a curated record. The transcript is spliced from 6 exons. Bases 151 to 1689 code for a protein of 512 amino acids.